This is a messenger RNA of Phasianus colchicus (ring-necked pheasant), 12048 nucleotides long. Lineage: Eukaryota; Metazoa; Chordata; Aves; Galliformes; Phasianidae. The record is from RefSeq and is a predicted model, not a curated record.
AUGCGUUCAUGUGCCAAGCAAGCAUAGGAGGGGGAGAGAGAGAGAAGCCACUUUAUAACAAACUCAAGUUUGUAUUUUUUUUAUAUAUGUAUAUAAUACUUAGCUUAUAUGAGGAAGGAGUAGAGAAGUGGUUUUGGAAGCUGAGACUAGUUCUGCACUGACAAAGGUCCAAAUGGUUUCCUGUGCAUGGGCUUGCAGGCAUACCUAGUGACUGACAUGCAAUCUUUCAAAUGCAACGGCCUGUUUUUUUUUUUUUUUUGGGUUCUCCCUCCCCUUUCCUGGACCAUUUUGUUAAUUAAAAUUCCUUCUGAAUGUUGUGUAUUUGUGGGAGUGUUCUGUUUGUUGGCACUGAAAACUGGAAAUGUUUCCCUGCGUAAGGAUAUAGAAUCUAGAAAGUGCCUUUACAGGGAGGAAGAGAAUUGCUGCAGAAAGAAAGCUAGAAGGAAAGAGGGAUUGCUAGAGGCUUGUUUGUACACCUCUAGUACUUGGGAAUCUGUAGCCCACAGUGGCUGAUUUUUGUUUUCUUUUUUUUUUUUUAAGGACUUGGGAUGCACUUUCUCUCCUGUAGAUUGUUCUGUUUCCUUGGCAGAGUAGCAAUAACUUUUUUUAUACUUUUAUUAAUUAUCCAAAGCAAUGAUUCUAUCAGACUGGAUGGAAGCUCCUGCAGGGUAUGGCAGCCCUAUUAUUUGAACAGCCUUAAGGUUUUCAGCUAGAAGGCAUAACUCAAUCCUUUCUUCUCUUCAGUCUGGAGCUGACUGUACUGCUCUAAUAGUGAAGGUUUGGGGCUUUUUUUCAGAUACUGAUGUAAAUAUAAGUGAUUUUGAAAGAUUAAUUUUCUUCUGGGUUCUCUUCUGUUGGAUAACCAUGCUCUUCUUUUUAUUUCCCUUUCUGUCAGAGUACCUCCUGUGUUACUCUCCAAGGACUGGCUGUCUCUGGCAAUUUUGGAAUAAAUGCAUAACAGCCCUGACCCUGGCUGGGGCUGUCCAAGGCUGAGCAGUGCUGCAGUCUAUUUUUAGGGUUGUAAUGUGCCUUCUUUAAGUCUUGGAUAACAGUUAGUGAACAAACGAUUAGCAAAGUACUUGGUGAGUGUGACUUUCCUUUGCCAAAAUGAACCUGCUUUGCCUUUUGUGUAGCGCUGUGGGAUGCUUCAUUUGGCUCUACUGACUAUUUGCAAAGAAGUGAAAAUAGAAGUAGACAAGGAAACUGCAGAUCUUGAGGGCAGGACAGAACCCUGACUUAACUGUGUAUGUGAACUUCCUACCACUGCUAAAUGGUGACGUGCUUUUAGGCUUUUGGUACCAUUAACAGGUCUUCUGUCAAGCGGUGUCGAUUGGUGGCUGUUCUUCUCAGAGCACUCUGUGGUUAGGUGGGAUUCCAUUUCAUUUAAGAACAGAAGACAGUGAUAGCUCCUGCCUAAGGGAGCUACCUGUAUCAGUGAGGCUGCUGUUACCAUUCUUCUUCUACCAAACUUCUGGGAAGUAAGGGAUCAGGCUUGUGUAUUCACUGAAAACCCUUGGCUGUCCUAAACAGUUGACUUGAUCGAUUUGUGGCAUCCUCUCCACAAUCCAGCACAUUUGAAGCAAACUGCUGAGCCGUGCUGAAAUCUCAUACAGUCUCCUGACUUUAAGCUCUGGCUGACAACUAAAUUCCAUGAUCUGGAAUUACUUUUUUUUUUUUUACUAGUGCUAUCAGCUUUGCUGUGAAGCACCAAACUGCAGAGUAAAAUACAAGUCUUAAAGUAAAUAUAAGCUCGAUGAGCUUUGCUGGCAGACUGAACCCCACGGGUGCUGUCAGAUGCCUGCUUGUUCCAGACUAAGGCUGGUGACAUUCCUGAUAAUGUACCUGGAGGCUUGGCACAGAGUCUACAAACAGAGUUAAGCAGUCAGCAUACAUGAGCAACACGGGUAUGCUAAGCACAAGUGUUAAAACUUCUGAGUUGUAACAAAGGCCAUAUUACAGAGCAAGAUACUGCUGUCACCUUUAAUAUGUUUGCUAUCUUUUACUGCCAAAAAUUGAGAUACUUAAACAGAUAUUAAUCCUUAGUUUUUACACCUGGAUAUUUUCCAUUGGUGAGUUGGGAGAUUCUGUAUUCACUGUAGUUUUCUUCUGUGUGCUGUAGUUACCCUCCUUCUGUGCUACAGACUGACUGGUGACACACUGUGCCCUGUUUGCUUUGCUCCUAAUUGGAAGCCUGUUAAAGUUGUGGGUUUUUUUCCUGUUUUAAUAAGGAAGGUCUUCUUGGAGAUAGAAGAGAAAGAGAAAGUAGAAAUGUUCUGGGGUGAGUGAGCAACAUGGAGCAGGGGGUGUCUGGUCCCAGCUGAUGGUGUGUUUAGCAUGAGUGAUGGUCAGUGGUGUUGUUCAGGUUCAUUAUAUGAGGAUAUAUUUUUUUUUUUCUUGGAUAAACACAACUAAUCUCAUUUCUCUCUGAUGGCCUUAGGCCCUCAGUAACUGCCCUCCUGUGGUAUGCUACCAAAGUUUCCAUUCCUUCAGGAUGGGGUUUCAUCCCAGUUAUGCAAAUACAUACUUAAUUUUUUCCCUUUAAACAUACCAGAAAUGCUGUUUGCAGCUGUUUCCUCACCUCAGGGUGGAGCUGAACUCACUGCUCUGUGGAUCAGGUGGUGCCAAGCAUUUCUAUUCUGAUGGUCCUACAGCCCCAGAUUGCCCAGGGUAGCCUGGAGGUGGCUGUGUGGGCUGGUAUGGGAACAACCAUACAACUUCUCAUUGUAGGCUGACCUUCCUUGGAAGGAUGGUGCUUGUUUUGUGUCAGUGAGCAUCUCUCUCUGGAUAUGGACUGUACCUCUUGAUCCUUAUGAAGUGUUAGGGACAGAAAUGGACAACAGAAACAACCAAAGCUGGGGUAAGGGGGAGAGGAUGAGAGGGGAGGGGAGAGGGGGGAGGGAAAUGCUUUUAAACUUGGAAUCUGAAACUCAGGUCUUAAAUUGCAGUGGGAUCUGUUCCCAGUGAGUACUGUAGAGAAAGAGCUGUCUCACUUGAUGUGCAAAUAGGCAGCAAGUGUGCACGCUUUGCUGCUGUCUCGACAUCUGUGUGUUUACCCUAUUUCAUCUUUCAUGUUCUGAGGCAGACAGCUUUUAUCUGCUCUGGACUCUUAUGUCAGAGUUUCCAAAACACGAGCGAUAGAUACACAUCUAGCAGUUACAAGGCUGGGCCUGGCAGAGGAGCAGGAAGUUAAAAGUGCAGUGAGAUUAGCAGAAGCUGUUUCUUCAGUGACUCUGUUCAGCAAGACCAGUUGUGUGAGUUCUCCCUCUGGCACCGCUUUGCCUCUGGUCCUGGAUUGGCCAACCACAUCUUACACUGCCUUGAAAAUAAUGGGUGAGAAGUCUUCAUCCUGGCUUGCAAAUAGCUGCAGCUGUGCUCGUUGCAGGUGUGCUGGUGCUGUGGCUGCAGCAGUUGUGUGCUGCCUUCCCUGCUGCCCUUGCAUGUGUCCGACUCGUUUCUCAGGAGUGGUGAGUCGUUCCCAAACCUGCACCUCUCCAGGUCCCUAUGGGGCAGCAGCUCAACCCUUUCCCUACUUGGAUCUGUUUGCUUUUGCUUCUGCACCCCCCCCAAAAAACCGCUGCAUCCUGCAGUUCUCACCUACUGUUCAAUAUCUCUGUUGAUAAUUGGAAAAAUCUGCCUAACAUUCCGCCUCCCCAGGUGUGUGGCUCUCACUGCUGGCCCAUCGCUCUUUGUAAUUUUAUAACUGCAUAAGCAAUUAAAUGUGUUGUGAUAAGUAUUCUGUGUCGUCUUCCUUUUGUGUGCUGCUUGGAGGUGGGGCCGGACGAGCUGAAGGUGAUGCUGUGUGUUCUGGCUGCUGUGGCUCAAACCCAACUGCCAGCAGUAAUAAACCUUCUAUCUUUGCUGUGCAGCAGCUCUCAAAAAAAACUCAGCUUGACUUUUGCUGAGACAGGGGAAGGACCAGCUGAGCUGCUUCUGGUAUAUUUUGCUUGAAACCACAAUUUUACCCUUCCUCCUCCUUAAAGCUCUUCUUGAGGGACUUGGGUUUGUGUUUUUCUCCCUCAGGUGAGUUUAGGUGACUUCCUUUAUACUUCAUUCUGUGGGUUGCAUCUGUAGCAAUGUUUUCACGUAUGUUCCCUGCUUGCUGUGCUGUCACUCAGAGCUUGCUGCUUCUCACCUUCAGCCCAGGGGGGAGUUCUGGAGUGAGCCCUGCAGGUGGGUGAGGUGACACCUCCUGCAUGCAUCUUUUCCUUUGCAGAACUGUGACAAACCCUCCAAGCAGGGUGGGUGACAGAGGGAGCCUGCUCUGUCUGGUGGUGGAGGAGCACAUGGUGAUGGAAGGUCUUUAUUCUUCUGCAUGACUGUUGUGCAGUGAACUCAGUGAAGCUGCAGACGUCUCCUCUCCUGAUCUGGCUCUGGAGAGCAAUGUUGGUGCCAUUUAUGUGCUGUCCCUUGCUGCAGGCAGAAUCAGCUGUGUUAGCACGGAUGAGUGAUUCUAAACUGUUCAUUCAGCUGCUGAUGACGUUUCCCUUCUUCUGCCUGGAGCAAGCUGCGGAUCAGAGAAGGCUGUUUGCAUUCAGUGAGUGGCAGUGACUUCCAGGCAAGGUGGUGGCACCUUUGUCCCUGUGCCCAAGGUGGGGGUGCUCACCUGGACCCAUUGGUGGCACAGGAGGUGCAGCUGCUGCCCUGCAUAUGGAUCACUGCAAAGCAUCAUCAAAGGUGAACCUUUGAGCCAGAGUGCUGCCUAUAUAGAAAUCCUAACGAUAGGUUCAUACCAUUGAAGCAAGCAGCUGCAGUUGUGUUCAGGCUGGUGGUUUGCCUGUGUGUGCUUAUCCAUCCCUGAGCACACACCUCUCAUGUGCUGCUUCUGUCCUGCACAGCUCUGCCAGGCCUUUAGCAGAGACUUCUUCAGCUAAUUAAAGGUGUGCUGUGAGCUAAUGAGGGCUUCCUGCCCAACCUGCUGGAGGUGAGGAAAUGUGAUGCUGGCUGUUCCAGCACCUGGGUGCACUUUUUCUUUUCUUAGCAAUAAGUUUUUAGAAGGCUGCACAGUGAGGUUACAAGAAAGGAUUUCAGAUCUGUAAAAUCCAGGUAAGCCCAUAAUGUUAAGCCAGAGGAUUUUGACAGUACUGUGAUGUUCUGAGUGCUUUUCCAGGGGCAAAAAGCCCUGAGAGAGCUGGCAUGGGCUGCUGUGAGGUGUGCUAAGGAGUGCUGAGCGAUGCAGAGCAAUGGCUCUGCGCGGUAUGGAGGCUGUCACUUUUGGGUGCCCCCACCCGUAGGUCAGCACUGGCAACCAUGAACACGGAGCUGUGCCGGGGGUCGGGGGGGAGCCGGGCUCUGCCGCCCAGCAGCCGCUAGAUGGGGUGUGCUGCGCGGCCCGGAGCAGCCCUGCUCCUUCCUCAGUGAGCAUCCAUCGCAUCCAUCCCUACUUCUUUCGUCCCUUCCCCUCCCCACAGCACUUCUCUGCUCCCCAUCCAUGCGCCCUGUUUGCUGCGCCCUUAAUGCGUGCGUGCUCAGAUCCCCUUCCCAGCACCAGCGUUGGGUGCCACGAACAGGAUGGGGAAAAUUGCUCCGUGUUCAGCCCAGCCCCAGAGCUGCCCGGGGAGCAGAACGGCUGGCAAACAGUGCAGGAUGCUGCAUGGCCAGCACAGCUGGGGACUGUGAGCCCUUCCUUACCCCAUGGCAGAUCUCUGCUCUGAGCCCCAGCGCUGCCCUGCAGCCCUUCAGCACCCUGUGACCCCAUUGGGUGGCACUGAGCAUCUCCUUUCCCUUUCAGCCCAAAAUGACUUCAAAACCCAGAGCAGGGAGGCAGAGAUGAGAGCCUCAUCUCUUUCCUUCUUCACCACUCAGGUGUGGAGCAGACUUUCAUGUCUCCCGAGGCCAUUUGCAUUUCAAGCAGUUGGGUGGCGAUUUCUCUUUCAAUAACUGAUUUCAGAUGGAGUUGGAAGCCAACUGAUGCGCUGCGAAAGAUGGCCUCUGCAGCCCCAAAGAGCAGCCACUGCCAGCCCUGCUGCAGCUGCACACCCUGAGCCCAUCUCCAAUCCCAUCCUGGAGGGCCCCUCAUGCACCAGGAGGGAAAACAUCCCCACCUCCCUGCAGCUCCGGGUUGCCAUCGGGAUGCAGCACAUCAAGGCCCUGUAAAUCAAAUAUUGCACCCCCCUCCCCAAACCCAAAAAAAGCAACCUGCAGCCCAUUGCCUGCCUGGAUUUGGGGUGUGCUGUGCUCUCAUGAUGUUGUCUCAGCUGUGCACAGGGCACGGCCCCACGCUCAGUGCUCUGCUUGUUUGUGUCGGAGCUGCGUGAGCUGCUGCACUCUGGGAUAUUCAAUUACCUCCGGAGUGCUGCAGCAAUGUCAGCUUGUGUUGGAGCAAUGGGGAGCUGGGGGUUGGGUUGGGGAUCUGGGAGGCUGGUUUUGUGUGGGUUUUUUUUUGUUCCUUAAAUAGCUUUUAAAUGGAGCUGGACCUGGGUAGAGCAGUGCAACAGCGUGAGAAAAGAGGGGGGGAAACAGAUACAUAAAUGGCUGUGUUUAUAGGGGAUGCGAUGGACGGGAAGAAAAACCCCCUCCCCCCAGUAAGAUUUUGGGUGGGAGGUCCUAAUGUGGUUUUUUUUGGGGGGGUCCCACUCACCCCCAGCAGUGUUGGCCCUGCAGCCCCUCAGGUCUGUCUGCAAACAGCUGCAUGUGCUGGUGGUUGCGCAGUUGAUGGCAUAAAUACAUAAUUCUGUUCUUAUUCAAUUAGGAUUUUAGCACACAAUCAGGUGAUCGCUCUAAGAGGAUUUCCUCUAAGGCGGGAUUUGAAUAACUGGGCUGUGAAUUAUGUAUUCCCUUAACCGGUUUAUUCCUUUAUCAGAUUUUUUUUUCCCCCUAAGCACUUUAAUGCAUUGACUUCCCCAUUGUCCCCGCUAUUCGCAGCGCUCCCCAUAGCUGAUGCAAAUCCCCCCCCCGUGAGGUGGUAACGUGCAGUGUGUGCCAAUGGAGCCCAACCCUUUGUGUGUGCUGCGGUUUGUGGAGGCUGGGUGCUGUGUUUGUGGGGCUGGAAGUGGCUCUGAUGCUCAAUGGGGAGCCUAUGGCCCAGCCCUGGGGGGUGCAGUGCCAGAAUUGGAGGGGGGUUGGUUGGUGUGGGGGUCUGUGUUCGGAUGGGAGAGGUGGAGUGGGGCACAACCCAUGUGUCAGCAGCAGGGCUGUGCACCCUGCGUGGGCUGUGGGUGACAGGAAAAGCAGAUUUUCCCCCCAAACAGUGCCAUUGGGGCUCAGGUCUGCUACACUGCCCCGUGGUGCUUGGGGUGGGGGGGCUUUGGGUUGGGGUUGGAUGCAGUCAGUGUGUGGUUGAGCGCCCAUGGGGUGCAGAGGGUUCACUCUGGAGCAGUGUGGAGAUGGGAGGGCAGAAUGUGCUGAUCUCCAGGAAUGGCCCCUGGGCUGUGCUGUACUCCAGUUCUGUGGUUUCCCCGUGUCCAGAGGAGCUCAGGUUGUGCUGGAGGUCCUUUGAGAUCAGCAUGGGGGAAAAAGCAACUCAAAGGUGGAUCCUGGGGGGUGUCACCAUUUUCUGCUGUUAGAGGAAAAUCUCUGCUUUCCACCUGCUCUGUAAAGAGCCGGGAUGAGUGGGAGCUGCUGGAGGGCCCCCCCUGUGCACCCAGUGCUGAUUGUCUCCUUCACAUCCCCCCCUGUGCUGUGUGUGCGUGCAGCGAUUAUGCAAAGUUGCAAUCAAGGAGCUGAAUUAGCAGCUCAUCUUGGAUUAAUUAGCGAGGGAUGCAAAUUUGUUCUAACAAGAAAAGAGGAAAGGAGAGGAACAAGGCUGAGGUCCCUCCUGGUUCCUGCAGCCCUCACAGCACAGUGGUGUGGGCAGAGGGAUGUGCUGUAAUGGGGUAACCCCCAAAGUGCAGCGCUGUCCUUCAAUCCCCAAUAAAUCUGUGCAAAGGCAAUGCUGGGGGGUCAGCGUGCAUUUCAGAGCAGCCUUGGGAGAAGGAUGCGGAGGCUGCAGUGUUGGUUAAAGAAGGGUUUCCAGGAGGGGAAUGAAUGAGGAAAGCACCAUCAUGGUCCCAUGAAGUGGAAGAGAUGGAAGCUUGGCGUUCCUGGGAGCACUGAGCUGGGCUGUGGGCCCGGGGGCUCGGUGGGGUCUGGUUUGGCAGUGUGAUGGGAUGCUCCUGAAAGGUUUCUCUUUUCUCUGCAGUGAUGACAGUUAACAAAACCCAACUCUGCUGGAAGGAAGAGCACACCAAGGGGCAUUUCUGGAGGCUGCCCCCAUCCAGCAUCUCCCGGCCAAAUGAGAUGGCAUCGCCUCAUUCCUCCCUGUGGAAUUAAUCAGCGCUCAGAGCAGUGAGCCAUGUUGAUUCCAUGAUCAUCCAUCCCAUCCCUGCAUCCAUCCACUUUGGAACAGCCAAUGCUGGACCCCUCGGUCCAUCUCAUGUUUGGAGGGGAAGAGAGAGCUCCCCGCAAUGGGAGCGAAGCUUGUGUUCUGAAUGAAGCGAGACCGUCUGCGAUGGGAUCGGUGGGAACAGAGCACCUCAAAGAGCUGAGCCCGAUGGGGACACCCGAAGGCAACGUGGUGAUGAGCUUCAGCUUCGACAGCUACCAGCUGGAGGAGGACGAGCUGCAGCGGGGCAGCCAGGCCAAGGGCGUGCUCACCUUCAUGGAGCCGGUUUCUGAAGACCCCGAGCCACAGGACCGAUACCACGGGAUCUACUUUGCCAUGCUGCUGGCUGGUGUUGGAUUUCUCCUUCCAUACAACAGCUUCAUCACUGAUGUGGACUACCUGCACCAUAAAUACCCAGGGACCUCCAUAGUCUUUGACAUGAGCCUCACCUACAUCCUGGUGGCUUUGGUGGCCGUCAUCCUUAACAAUGCACUGGUGGAGCUGCUGAGCCUGCACACCCGCAUCUCUGUGGGCUACCUCUUUGCCCUGGGCCCCCUGCUCUUCGUCAGCAUCUGUGACGUCUGGCUGGAGCUCUUCACCCGACGGCAAGCCUACGCCAUCAACCUGGUGGCUGUUGGGGUGGUGGCCUUUGGCUGCACAGUGCAGCAAUCCAGCUUCUAUGGCUACACGGGGCUGCUGCCCAAGCGCUACACGCAGGGGGUGAUGACAGGAGAGAGCACCGCCGGGGUCAUCAUCUCACUGAGCCGCAUCUUCACCAAGCUGCUGCUGUCGGAUGAGAAGGAGAACACUGUCAUCUUCUUCUUCAUCUCCAUCGGCAUGGAGCUGACGUGCUUCAUCCUUCACCUCCUGGUGAAGCGCACUCGCUUUGUCCGUUAUUACACCUCCUGCCCCCGCAAGGGCAACCCCGAGCCCUGCAGGGCCAGCGACCACGGGCCGGGCUACCGCGUCCACCACGACGUCACGGCCGAGGACAUCAGAUUUGAGGACCGGCUGCAGGGACAGCUGGCAUCUCCCCGUGGCAGCCCGGGCCCUGAAGCUGAGCUGGCCGGCAGCGGUACCUACAUGCGCUUCGAUGUGCCCACACCCAAAAUCAAGAGGAGCUGGCCCAGCUUCAGAGCCAUGCUGCUCCACCGCUACAUCGUGUCGCGGCUCAUCUGGGCCUACAUGCUGUCCAUCGCCAUGACCUACUUCAUCACGCUGUGCCUCUUCCCCGGGCUGGAGUCGGAGAUCCACAACUGCACGCUGGGGGAAUGGCUGCCCAUCCUCAUCAUGGCCAUCUUCAACCUCUCCGACUUCGUUGGCAAGAUCCUGGCUGCCCUGCCUUACGACUGGAGAGGAACACACCUCCUUGUCUACUCCUGUCUCCGUGUGGUCUUCAUCCCCCUCUUCAUCAUGUGCGUCUACCCCAAUGGUCAGCCCACCUUCGGCCACCCCGCCUGGCCCUGCGUCUUCUCCCUCCUCAUGGGCAUCACCAACGGCUACUUUGGCAGCGUCCCCAUGAUCCUGGCUGCUGGCAAAGUGAGCCCCGAGCAGCGGGAGCUGGCAGGGAACACCAUGACCGUGUCCUACAUGACGGGCUUGACGCUGGGCUCAGCCGUGGCUUAUUUUGCCUACAGCCUCACCAGUACGUCCCACAGUAGCUGUUUCUACACUGAAACCUCCAACGGCUCCUUCCUGGGGGGGUACUGAGCCCCAGGGCCGAGCAAUGGGGCCAGGAUGGGACCAGGCCCUGCUGCUGUCCCCAGCAGCCCUCACUGCCCACCCCCGUGGUCUCUGGGCACUGUGCAGAUCCAAUUCCUGGGCUGAUGCCCCCCAGUGUUGUUGGUCCCAAAGUUCCUGGGGUCUCCCCCUGGGCAGUGGUUGGGAGGGGUCUUCUGUUUGAGCCCUGGCCGAGGAGGGAAAUACGGCAGAAUCGCAAAGGGAGGGGGGAUGGCACUGGGGAAGAGAGCAAUAGGGGGCUGUUGAGGAAGAGGAGCAGGGAGGAAGAUGGCUCUGAUUGAUGGUGCUGCAGCUUUCCCCUGAGGACAGCUUGAAAUCAUGACCCCAACCCUUCCCUGUACUUCAAUCGUUGUGUAAGAGCCCCCACCCACUACUGCUGCCUGGAAAGGGGGGGGGGGAGAAAAAAAAAAGGUUUUUUUGCCCUCUACUCCUGUCCUCAGCUCUUUGGUCGGCCUCCAGGCUCCAGUGGGCUGGGGGGGAAUGCGAUGCCCUGGGUGCUGCCCAAGGCCACUGCUGAGCUUUGACUUCUAUCAUGUAAAACAAACUGAAAACAGAUUGUAUGUCUUACUUGGCAAUGAUCCCUUCUGCAAGCCACACUGCUGGGCUGGGAACCCCGGCAGAUCCUUGGGAGAAAGGCUUUAGGCUACAGGAACACCAGUCCUCCCCCCUGCCAAAAAUGAGAGCCAUGGGCUGCAGGGCACCUACAGCCCCACUGCCAGCCAGGCACUGCUGAAAGGUUCCCAUUCCCCUCCUUGCCAGCACACCGGGUUUAGCGUUUCCUAAUCAAUAAAAGCUUUUUGGUUUUGCCUUUAUAUACUUCUGUUUUCUCCAAGGCAGCAUUUCGCCCCUUCUGGGCUGGUUCUGCUGCUAGCAGGACGAACAGCUGAGGGCCAGCACUGGCUGCUUGGGGCCAGCUGUAGGAGGGAGGGAGGACAGGUCCUUAGCAGCUGGUGAGGGGCUGGAGCACAGCCCAAGGGAGCUCCGGGCAACCUGCAGGGCCUGCCUGAGGGCAGCAAGCAGGAGGAGCGUGGCUCUCUGGAGCAGGAAUCGCCCUGGGGGUGAUUUUGGGGGGCUGUCUGCACCCAUUGUGGGUGCAUCUCCCAAGGGCUGGAGGCCGUGAACCUCAAAAUGCCCCCCAACACCAUGCUGAGCCCCCAGCAAGGCACUGGGCAAGACAGGCAAGAAAAGCCAGCAGUUCAUCAAUGCACCAUCCAUCCUUCAGGGCUCGGGAGGAGUGCAGGGAUGGGCUCCCCUCCUUCUGCUCCCUCUGCUCCAUGCAGCCACAUUAUCCGCCCUGAGAUUCCAUCCCACGUCUCAGGGCCACCCAUUGGGACCCCAUCCAUAUGGGGGUGGGCACACAGGGACCCCCCCACAGUGCCACGUGGUGCCCAGGUUGGGCCAUGCCCAUCACCAGGCAUGGGCUGUGCUGGGACAGGAAGGAACCCUCAGUCAGGAAAGGCGAGACAAAGAACGAUGCUUCGGUGGGUUGCUUUUGUUGUUUUUUUUUUUGUUGUUGUUUUUUUUUCCUCAAUUAAUUUUUUUUUUUUUUAUGAAAAAAGAUCACACGGAGUUCUCCAACAAACAGAAUGCCAAAAAGAAACUGUUUUAAACAAAACAUAAACAAAACAAAACGAAAAAAAAAAAAAAAGACAAAAAAACCUGGCUCUCCUUUCCUCUCGAUUGUCUGAAAUAUCCUUGUGUUCCAUAGAAGGCAGUGGGUUUUAAGUGCUUUCUAUUUAACAUUAGCAUAAAAUCUCUCUCGCGCGCUCUCUCUCGCUCUUUUAAAAUAUGCUCACACCAUUUGCUUCUACAAGUACAGUACACUUUGAGCGUGGGGGGUGGGGGUGCCUGUUCCCAGAUCAUUUACAAUCACAAUCCAACAGGAAAUAAAAAAUAAUAUUCUGAACGUCAGACUGUGUUCGUUUUCUGCCGUUGUUGGUUGGUGGGUUUGGGGUUUGUUGGUGGUUGGUUGGUGUUGGUUUGUUUUUGUGGGUUUUUUUUUCCUUUUU